This is a messenger RNA of Ictalurus punctatus (channel catfish), 1190 nucleotides long. RefSeq names its product NK3 homeobox 1 (gene nkx3-1). Lineage: Eukaryota; Metazoa; Chordata; Actinopteri; Siluriformes; Ictaluridae. Gene Ontology annotation, molecular function: DNA-binding transcription factor activity, RNA polymerase II-specific; RNA polymerase II cis-regulatory region sequence-specific DNA binding. Bases 433 to 1080 code for a protein of 215 amino acids. Gene Ontology annotation, biological process: regulation of transcription by RNA polymerase II; cell differentiation. The record is from RefSeq and is a predicted model, not a curated record. The transcript is spliced from 2 exons. Gene Ontology annotation, cellular component: nucleus.
UUGUUGUAUUGUAUCAUGUUAUUUCUGCAAAUGUAUAACUAAUUCAUUAGCGAAUGAAAAGAAGGGAAAAUAAACAGUGUUAUAUAAAUAGGCUGUGUUAUAUAAAUAUAAUCUAUCUAUCUAUCUAUCUAUCUGUCUGUCUGUCUGUCUAUCUAUCUAUCUAUCUAAGUUAAAGAAGUUUAAGACACUUGGGGAACGAAAUGAAAUCUGGUUUUGCCAUCAUGCACCCCGUGACGUCACGCUGGGAGUCAGCUCUAUAAGUGAAGAGACUCCAUUGAGAGUGAAAAGAAGAAAUUGUCACAGCUCUGCUUCACUUCAUACACACACUCACAGGCGCGUAUGCGCGCGCACACACACACAUAAUUGCUCUGGACUAAGGUUUACCUGCUCAAAGCUACACCCCGAGAGACUGCGUGGUUCCUGCCGGUCGACAUGGCGUCCUCCAACAGGCAGCUGACGUCCUUCUUCAUUGAAGACAUUCUGUCUAUGAGAGAAGAGAAGGGGGAAGAGAGGGGAGAAGAGACGAGGGGAAGUUCAGCUGAAAGUCAGAUCGACUCACGGUGUUGUAAAGACGGAGGAGAAAACCAGGACGCUCUCCUGAUAGCCGCGUUAGCCACAAGACCUGCGUCACCCGUCGACUCGUGUACGUCGGAAAGGACAAACUCACCGACAGAAGCGGCGACACACGCAGACGAGCCGAACCACACGCACACUCUGGCUCAGAAGCAGAAGCGCUCGCGCGCCGCCUUCACGCACCUGCAGGUGCUCGAGCUGGAGAAGAAGUUCAGCCGCCAGCGCUACCUGUCCGCACCGGAGCGCGCGCACCUGGCCAGCGCGCUGCGCCUCACCGAGACCCAGGUGAAGAUCUGGUUCCAGAACCGACGCUACAAAACCAAGCGGAGGCAGCAGCUGGAUUGUUACCGGAAGUCGGAGGGGAACGCUGCCGUCGCAGCCGCCGCCACGGUGGACGAGGACUUGCUCAGAGCGUCACUGCUCGCCACGAUGUACACGUGUUAUCCGUAUCGGCUGUGCGUGUACGAUCCACACAGACACGGCGCGUGGAGGCCGACGGUGUGGUGACAGGGACACGGGGGAGGCUUUAAAUUAAAACUGUUCAUGUAGCUAAUGUGUUUUAUUAUAUCUUGUACAGCUUUGUAUCAAUAAAUAAACAUAUGUUUUUUAAAGUAAUA